This is a messenger RNA of Sphaeramia orbicularis (orbiculate cardinalfish), 5905 nucleotides long. It is a transcript of the gene kdm6a, whose product is annotated as lysine (K)-specific demethylase 6A. The coding region runs from base 333 to 4760 and encodes 1475 amino acids. Gene Ontology annotation, cellular component: MLL3/4 complex. The record is from RefSeq and is a predicted model, not a curated record. Gene Ontology annotation, biological process: regulation of gene expression; heart development. Gene Ontology annotation, molecular function: RNA polymerase II cis-regulatory region sequence-specific DNA binding; protein binding; chromatin DNA binding. The transcript is spliced from 29 exons. Lineage: Eukaryota; Metazoa; Chordata; Actinopteri; Kurtiformes; Apogonidae.
GUGCCGAAGGUGGCGGCGUGCGUUUGCCUAUGUGACACAAUUACAACAACUUUGAGCUGAUGGUUGGGGAAGUUUGCGAUAUUAUCAAAUAACACCCAGUCGUAAAACCCAACAUUAUAUCAACUUCAUGCAUAAAUUGGCACUGGAAUACACGCUGUGUUUUGAUGUACAAUGAGGAGGGUGGAAGGUAACUUGAAGGGAUCAUUUCCUUGAGGAUUUGGCAAGAAUUACGCUACGCCCCGUUUUAGUCCUGGAUAAGGUGUGCAGCACUUUCGUUGUUACUGCUUUUCGCCGGAGUUGCUCGGUCCCGUUGAUCUCCCCAUUUCUUUUCCAUGAAAUCGUGCGGAGUGUCGCUCACCGCCGCUGUCUCUGCUGCUGCUCGGAGUCUCGGCGUUGCUGGUAAUGACGAGGAGAAAAUGGCGUCGGGAAAAGCGACUGAAAUCGAAGAGGACUUUCCGAAGCUAACAGCGCAAGAGAAAGAGAGCUUGGUCGGAAUUGACAGUUCACUGUUUGGAUUUCAUAGGCUUCAAGAAGAUGGCGCCAGAACGAAGGCCUUGCUGUUAAAGGCUGUUAGCUGCUAUGAUGCCAUCAUCCUGAAAGCAGAGGGGAAAGUGGACCCUGACAUUUUCUGUCAGCUGGGUCAUUUUAACCUCUUGCUAGAGGACUAUCCAAAAGCAUUAUCUGCAUACCAGAGGUACUUCAGUUUACAGGCGGACUACUGGAAGAAUGCUGCCUUUUUGUAUGGCCUUGGCAUGGUUUACUUCCAUUACAACGCAUUUCAGUGGUCAAUCAAGGCAUUUCAGGAGGUGCUUUACAUCGAUCCCAGUUUCUCAAGAGCUAAAGAGAUUCAUCUGAGACUGGGUCUCAUGUUUAAAGUCAACACAGACUACGAGUCAAGCUUAAAGCAUUUUCAGCUGGCUUUGAUCGACUCCACUCUCUGCACUUUGUCCAAAGCUGAAAUUCAGUUCCACAUUGCUCAUUUGUAUGAGAUCCAGAAGAAAUACAGAGCAGCGAAAGAAGCAUAUGAAAGUCUGUUGCAGACGGAAAAUCUGCCUGUACAGGUGAAGGCGACCACACUGCAACAACUUGGCUGGAUGCAUCACACAGUGGAGCAGCUGGGGGAUAAAGGCACUAAGGACAGCUAUGCCAUCCAGUGUCUGCAGAAGUCUCUAGAAGCAGACCCAAACUCUGGCCAGUCCUGGUACUUUCUUGGCAGGUGCUACUCCAGUAUUGGGAAGGUGCAGGAUGCCUUCAUCUCUUAUCGUCAGUCUAUUGAUAAGUCGGAGGCCAGUGCUGACACCUGGUGCUCCAUAGGGGUGCUCUACCAGCAGCAGAACCAGCCUAUGGAUGCACUGCAGGCCUACAUCUGUGCUGUUCAACUGGACCACAGCCACGCUGCCGCCUGGAUGGAUUUGGGAACCCUGUAUGAAUCCUGCGGACAGCCUCAUGAUGCUAUCAAGUGCUACAUCAAUGCUACCCGCAGCAAGGCCUGCCUCAACACUGCUGCGCUCACACAACGCAUUAAACUGCUGCAGGCUCAGUUGUGUAACCUACAGCCAGGUAGUCUGCAGAAUAAGAGUAAAAUGCUUCCUAGUAUUGAGGAGGCAUGGAGCCUUCCCAUUCCUGCUGAGCUCACGUCCAGGCAGGGGGCCUUGAACACUGCACAGGCACAGCAGGCUUGUAAGGGGGAGGGAGGCCAGUCCACCAGUAAUCAUACAGACCCACAGGCCAGUCCUGCCAAGAGGAAACGUACUGCCAGCCCCAUUAAGGGUGUUGCAGAGUCCUGGACAAACAGCCCCAAUCAACAACAGAUUCCCAGCUGGUACCUAACGCCACAAAAGCUUCAGCUCCUGGAUCACAUGCGGACCAACCGAGCCAACCUCAAGCCCCUUCAGGUUCAGAUGCUGGAGCAGUUGGAGAACCAGUUUUCUCUCAUGCAACAACAUCAGCAACAGAUGAGGCAGCAGGCAGCAGCGGGUGGCCAGCCGCGGCCUAGCCUUCCCAAUGGCCCUUUGGCUGAACCCUCUCACCACCAUGCAGGCCUCCCCCGCACCUCCCCCCUCAAUCACACAGCCAUCCGGCCCCCUUGUGUCGCCCAGCCCACAGCCAACGGAUCCUGUUCGUCAAGUCCUUCAUCAGGGCUGAUGGGACACCUGGACUCGGGUUCCCUGGAUAAAAAUCACACCCUGGGACUAGGAGGUGGCAGCGCGAGCAAUGGAAAUGUGCCUUACCCGCAGCAGAACUCUCUACCUCACAACUGCACAGCCGCCAGUCACCCCAGCACCAGCAGCACUACCACUAGUCCCAGUCACGCAGACGAGACAUGGAGGAGCCAACAGCGCAACACUACCACUCAGGGGCUUCAAAAAGGUCCAGGUUCACAUUCGGCAGGUCCCAAUGGAGAACCCCCUUUCUCAUCCUCCUCCUCCCCUCAGACCUCGUUCUCUUCCUCUGGCAUUCUGAAUCAGGUUGGACAUUCCUCCGGGCCCUGCACUGCCUCUUCCUCAGCCUCUUCUUUAUCUCCCACUUCCCCUCAGACCACGCCCAACCACUUGUCCUCGCCUCUCCACUCCGCUACUACCUCAGGGGUCCACACCAAAGACACCGCGCCUUCAGGGGGUAACAACGGCAGCAAUGGUGCAGCUGCCGCUUUGCCAUCAGGUCCGGAGGCAGCCGUCAGGCAUUCAGCAGGAACACCCCUAAGUCCCAGCACCACCCCCGCGCAGGGAUUGACUAAUCACGUCCAGCCGCGGGUGACGGACAGCUCUGCUAGCCUGUCGCGGCCUGGCUCUCCUGCCCCUGGCGCGUUAAGUUCAGACAAUCCUCAGCUCUCAGCCUUGCUAAAGGGAAAAGCCAAUAAUACCAGUAAUGACGGUAACAAUAACUGCAGUAACCAUGGAGCGCCUGCCUCAGAGAAGAUCAACAACGUCCACCCGGGUCUCCACGGUGCAGCCAAGUCAGACCACUCGGUGGCGUCCUCGCCACUUUCCGCCACUGCUACGCCCUCUCCCCACUCAACAGACCCUCAUGCUGCCAACAGCCUCUCCUGCCUUAACAGCCCGUCCAACUCCAACAACCAGGGUCCCACUCUCAACGGGAAGGGGCUGGAGGACUCGCACAGCCCGCUGAAGGUGGAGCCUUCUGCUGGAGCUCGUAGCCAUACUGUCCCUUCUGGUCUGGCACCCUGGUCCUCAGUGUCCAUCUACCCCAGCUCCAGUGAAGUGCUCAAAGCAUGCAGGAACCUGGGAAAGAACGGCCUGUCGACCAGCAGCAUCCUCUUGGACAAGUGUCCUCCACCGCGACCCCCUCGCCCGCCCUCCCCUCCACUGCCAAAGGACAAACUCAACCCCCCGACGCCCAGUAUUUAUCUAGAAAACAAGAGGGAUGCCUUCUUCCCUCCCCUCCAUCAGUUCUGCACCAACCCUGCCAACCCCGUCACCGUCAUCAGAGGACUGGCCGGAGCGCUCAAACUGGACCUUGGCCUGUUCUCUACCAAAACAUUGGUAGAGGCCAACCCAGACCAUCUGGUGGAGGUCCGGACCCAGUUGGCCCAGCCCACAGACGAGAACUGGGACCCCAGUGGCAGCAGGAAGAUGUGGCGCUGCGAGAGUAGCCGCUCCCACACCACGAUCAUCAAAUACGCCCAGUACCAGGCGUCCUCCUUCCAGGAGUCUCUAAGGGAAGAGAAUGAGAAGAAGAAGGAGAUUGAAGCAGAGGCCGGUUCCUCAGACAGUGCGAUGCGACGCAGGAAAGGACCGUUCAAACACCUCAAAUUUGGCACUAACAUUGACCUUUCUGAUGAAAAGAAAUGGAAGCAGCAGCUUCAGGAAUUAUCGAAGCUGCCAGCCUUCGCCAGAGUGGUGUCAGCAGGUAACCUGCUCAGCCACGUAGGACACACGAUCCUGGGUAUGAACACUGUCCAGCUCUACAUGAAGGUACCAGGGAGCAGGACUCCAGGUCACCAAGAAAACAAUAAUUUCUGUUCAGUCAACAUCAACAUUGGUCCUGGAGACUGUGAGUGGUUUGCUGUGCCUGAACCGUACUGGGGUGUCAUCAACGACUUCUGUGAAAAGAACAACAUCAACUUCCUGAUGGGUUCAUGGUGGCCUAACCUGGAGGACCUGUACGAGACCAAUGUGCCUGUUUAUCGGUUCAUCCAGCGUCCUGGAGACCUGGUGUGGCUCAACACAGGAACUAUCCACUGGGUUCAGGCCAUCGGCUGGUGCAACAAUAUUGCAUGGAAUGUUGGACCCCUCACAGCCCAUCAGUACAAGCUGGCAGUGGAGCGCUACGAGUGGAACAAACUGCAGAGUGUCAAAUCCAUCGUUCCCAUGAUCCACCUCUCCUGGAACAUGGCCCGGAACAUCAAAGUGUCUGAUCACAAGCUGUUUGAGAUGAUCAAGUAUUGUUUGCUGCGGACAUUGAAACAGUGUCAGAUGCAGCGGGAGCUUCUGUUGGCUGCUGGGAAGGAACUAGUUUGGCACGGGAGGACCCAGAACGAGCCGGCUCACUACUGCAGUAUCUGUGAGGUGGAGGUGUUCGACCUGCUGUUUGUAACCAGUGAGAGCAACAGCAGGAAAACUUAUGUAGUGCACUGCCAGGACUGUGCCCGUAGGGGGAGCACUAACCUGGACAACUUUGUGGUGCUAGAGCAGUACAAGAUAGAGGACCUCAUGCAGGUUUAUGACCAGUUCACACUUGUAAGUAUCAGCUACAAACCCACCAGGAGUAGUAGUCAAUUUCACACCGGAGUGGAUUGAUUUGUACAUAAAUGAUGGAGACCUCUUUAAUGUCCACACCUGUUCUGAACAUGAUGGAGCUCAGGAUGUCCAUUUUUCUUUUCACAGGCUAGUCCCCUGCCUUCCUCCUCUUGAUGCUAAAAUUUUGUUGUUCUGAGGACAAUUAGAACCACAAUGAGUUUAUUCGGAAAGCCUCCGGGAACCUUUUUUUUUCUGAUAUUCAGGAAGUAAGCCGACAGUCCCCUAACUGCACUCUGUAGCUAUCCCAUAUGGCAGCUGCUGAAAGCUGUGUGUCUAUGCAACCUGCCCAGAGUGGCAUGCCUCCCCCUGGUGGAUUGGAGGGGGAUGGCAGCUCCUCCUGUCUUUAUGACCAGACUGUUCUACUGCUGGCCCAGCUGGACUUCUUUAGAAAACACACAAAAACCCAACAUAAAAAAAUUAUGAAAUAAAGUUUUGUACAUAUUAUGUUUUGAACUGGCAAAAUCAUCACACAAAGACUACUGACUUUUUUCGUUUUCCUUUUUUUUUUUUUUUUUUCCCAUUUGUUUUUUUUCUUUGUGGGUUGACACAAGCUUUGUUCCCUCCCCUCCAUGAGAUGAGUAUUUAGCAUAGCUGGUAUUUGUAUGUUAGAUAGACACCUCCUUGGUCAGGAAAACGGCGUAAAAAAAGUUUUGCAAUGUGAAGAGUUGAGUGACACAUUAUUUGCAACAUUUUUUCCCAUUUACAUAAAAAAAAAAUCUGUUAAAACAUUUCCUUUUUUGUUUUGCUGGAAUAUGGUGAAUUUGUGGUUACCUGAGGUAGGGGAGAGGAUGUCCUGUGUAGACGAACAACAGCCAAGUCACAGAGAAAGAGGGUUGCACAUAGAAAAAAAGAGUGAACUUUACCUUGUGUUUUUUUUUUUUUUAUUUUGAUGUAAAUUUACACUAUUUAUAAAUGCAUAUUUAUUGCUUGAAAAUAUUUGUUGAUGGAAUGCUGUAAUUUUUUUUUUUCCAGAGUACCUGCCAUUAAAUUUGAAGGAGCCUUGUGAUUUUGAGCACGGCCCCUUAUACGUUUUCUAUAUAAAUAAAACUGCUUAGUAAGCAUUGUACAGAGACCUUACCUUAAAAUGGGUUUAUUGUUUGAAGGAUGUUUUAUGCGUCAAUAAACAAAAAUUGUCUUUAUUUACA